This is a messenger RNA of Cryptococcus amylolentus CBS 6039, 741 nucleotides long. RefSeq lists its product as hypothetical. Lineage: Eukaryota; Fungi; Basidiomycota; Tremellomycetes; Tremellales; Cryptococcaceae. The transcript is spliced from 6 exons. The record is from RefSeq and is a predicted model, not a curated record. Bases 1 to 741 code for a protein of 246 amino acids.
AUGGGCGCACAACCAGUCAAUGCCGAAGCGCUUGCAGCUCAAAGAGUAGCCAGCAUACUCAGUCUCCGUGACAGCGUCUUGAAUGAUAUCCAGAAAACCUCUUCUAGCAACGUAGGAGCUGAACUCUUGGCUGAUAAAGUUGGAGUGAUCACUGGUGUAGACUCGGAUAUUGGCAUAGGAGCGGCUUCGCUAGCUACAUUUGCUCGAGAAGGCGCCCGACAUAUUUACUUGGUUGAUUGGCAGAAGAGACAUAUCCUGGCUAUCAUUGAGACUAUCAAGACUCGAUUUCCCAACACCACCUUGACGUUGAUAGAAGGCGACGCAGCGGAUGCCCCAUUCGUCAAAUCCGUCAUUGACCGGGUCAUCAACGAUGAAGGUCAUCUAGACUUUUUCUUUGCCAACUCGGGAGUUAUGGAGCUUCCCGGGAAAGAGAAAGAAGAGAGGAUAGAUGAUGACCCCGGCAAGUUUCUGCCGGAACUGUGGGCUGACGUCAAAUUCAUAGCCCUGAAAUACGCCUCCAAAGCAAUGUCCCUCACCUGCCCCGAACGGGGCAAGACCCUACCCGGCGGCUCUAUCCUCCUCACCUCCUCUACCGCCGGCGUUAAAGCCCGUGCCGGGCCUCUCGCCUACUCGGCGUCCAACGCGUCUAUUGUGUCAUUCGCACAGACAGGGAGCUAUGAGUUUGCGGGGAGAAAUGUGAGGGUCAAUGCGAUCUGUCCCGGGCUCAUUCAGGUGAGUUGA